Molecule: messenger RNA, 1721 nt
Organism: Sinocyclocheilus grahami
Lineage: Eukaryota; Metazoa; Chordata; Actinopteri; Cypriniformes; Cyprinidae
Product: thyroid adenoma-associated protein homolog
Exons: 5
Coding region: 252-1343 (363 amino acids)
Biological process (GO): tRNA methylation
Cellular component (GO): cytosol
Source: RefSeq, a predicted model, not a curated record
AUGUGUUUCUAGGUUGAGGGUCUCCUGCAGUGUUCGGUGGAUGCAGGCAGCAUCGCCACCCAAUGGCUGAGACAGAGCUGCGCAGGCAUGUAUGAGAGCAGCAAGCCUGCAGCUGUGGCUCUGUAUGUAAGUCAUGGAGCUCUGGCUAUGCUCAGCUGGAGAGGAAGAACUCUCGGUCCACAGGCUGAGAAACUGCUGCUGCUCAUACCUGAAGUGCUCCUGUCUCUAGAUACAAGAGUGAAGGAGUCGUGAUGGUAGUGGCUCGAGUUUUGACACUUUGGAGUGGAGCUGCGGUUGACUGCGACCAGGUGGACAUGUGUCCCCCUCUUCUUCGCUUGUCUCUGGUUGGAGGCUCUCCUCUAAUCGCACGCCUUCACCACCACAUUUAUGCCCACUGGGAGCACCCGCUGGAUGGAGUUCGGCACCAGACGCGCUCCUUGUUCCAGAACCUCCUCACGCUCCACCAGCACUGCAGCGACCACAAGUCCGAUCCCACCAGCGACCCUUACAUCACCCAGCUCUCCCGGGACCUUCUAGCACUGGAGUGGCAUAUGAAAGGGAAGUAUGGCACACUGGCCUGCAUGGAGGAGCACUUCGGCGCAGAGUAUCUACUCAAGCUUGAUGGUGGACUGCCAUCCAGACUGCUGGGUCUGAUGGGGGAUCGGACGAUGGAACCAUAUGCCAGCGACCUUCUGGAGAAGCUUGUCAGACAUAAAGCCCAGUUGUGUGCCCGGUUUAGGGAUGGGGAUGUCUGGAUAGAUGGGUGGCAUGAAGUUUGGGUGAGGCCUCUGCUGCAGGUACUGUGCACAGCUCGAUUGGAUCAAACAACUUAUAUGCUUGACUACUUUCUGCCCAAACUGCUACGCUGCAACCCCUCCAGCCUUAGCCACAUGGUACAGGCCCUGCAGGAGAUGCCGACUUGCACAGAGGCUGGCAGCAGAGGUAUGUUGGGGGCUCUGAUGACGUGUCUGCGUGCCGCCCGGUCUCAGGGUGUUCUCAAGUCUGUGGAGGAAGAAUUGUGGGGUGGCCUGGUGCCGCUCCCACUAAAGCGACAGGCUCUGGUGCACAAACACGAUCAGGUGCGAAUGGAUGCUCUGGGUUUGAUAUGUGAGAGCCAUCGCAGCACGGAAACACUGUCCAGACAGGAAAUAGAGCUAAUCUGCUACUUCCUGCCCUUUAAUCUAAACAGUCAGUCACCAGGAGUCAGACAGCAGACUGUCAGUCUGUUAAAGAAGCUCUUGUGUAGGGUGAAGGACAGAGCUCAGCUGCUGCAAAAGAGACUGGACCAACAUGACGACCACAAAGACCAGCAAGUCCUCAACAUGUACCAGGUAGUACUGUGAUACUAAGUGAGCUGUAAGAGAAACCAGAGUCCUGCAAGCGAACCAUAACUGGUGCAGAUCGUGGAAUCAGUAGGCACGGGUGGACUGCGGGUCCAAUAUCCAAGACUACUUCGACUCCGUUCGGUACCUGCUGAUAGGCAGUUGCUUUCAAACAGUCCUGUGCUUAGUUGUUCAUGCUCUGCGGUCUGAAGACUGUCAAAGGUUUCUAUUUACAGAGUGAUUUGCAACAUUGAGUAUUGUAGCCAUUCGCACUGCAGCUCAAAUUAAUGAGAGUUUGAUUAUAAAGGGAGCGCUCUUUGCUCGCUUUCUGUAUAUAAUCUAUCCACACAGACACUGCGGAGUUUCAGGAGAGACAACGUAAAACAAACGUAAAAUGUA